CAACAUUAGUCUCGUUUUGAACGACCUGAGAGCUGUAUAAGAUGUCUGUUCCCUUCUCCAACACAAACCUGCGCAUCCCUAGAGGCUUUGUGAAUUUAUUGGAGGGUCUUGCUAAAGAGGUGUUGAGAGACCAGCCUGAGGACAUCCCUACCUUUGCUGCUCUCUACUUCACAAAGCUUCUUAAAGCCAGAGAGGAAAGUGGCCUAGACCCAGCAGAGUGGGGUGCAAAGUUGGAAGACAGGUUCUACAAUAAUCACUCAUUUAAGGGCACAGCAAUGCAAGGAAACAACAUUUCACCAAAAAUAAAUACAAGAAACAACGCUGGCCGCUCUGAAACUUUUGGAGACAAUGAAACCAUAAGCUCCCCAUUAAAAGACCUCAACACUAAUAAUUCAGAGGACACUGAAGUAAAGCAAAAAUAUGAGUUAGAUAAGAAGCUCGAUGAGGAAUCCGGUGAGAUGGAACAUGGGCCUGAUGUGGAUAUUCCCUAUGUGAAUACAGCAGAUGUUAACAUAUGUGCUCAAGAGCUAAAAGACCCCAGCCGGAUUCCAGAGCAAACAUCAGAGGUACUGAAGGAUGAUGAGGUUGUAAAAGAAGCUGUAGAUAUUGAUAUCUGCAGAUCAGAACUUGAGCCUACACCUUUGCCUUCCUUUGGUGGUCUCGCAAAUGUGGAUGUAUGUGCUGAAGAGAUAAACCGCCCGUCUGAACCUACUGAGAACAACAGAGACUUGGAAAGCCCAAAAUUGAAUGAAGGAGAGUUUGAAACACAAGAUGAAUCUUUUGUUGAAACCCCUUCACAUUUUGAGCAGGAUGUAGGCAAGCAAGCAAAUGAAAUGUCUGAUGAUGCUGAUGAUGAUGAUGAUGAUGGCCAUACUGAAGAUGCUGAACAGGGAAUUUUAGAAAUGGCUGAUCAUUUAUUAGAAGACACUGCUCCAGAAGAGAAGAGCACUGAGCAGAUUUAUGUGGAGGAAUCAACUGAAAGUACUAUUGAAAAUGCAGUUGAAGUAGAGCAGGAAUCAGAGGAACAUACUGAAGAAAAGGAUGACUUACCAGACAAUGAAAACCAGGAAGAGACUAAUCAUGACUACAGCAGCACCAAUGACUUUGUAGAAGAUGCAGCCGAUUCCACAUCUGAUAUCAAUAGUAGAUCAUUGAUGGAAAUGAAAGACACAUACAUUGACUACAGUGAUGAGACAUAUGACAGUAAAAGCGAAGUCAUAGAUGUUCUAGAUGAAGUGCACCAUCACUGUUCUACUCAUACAGGUGAGCAUGAAGCUGAGAACAGCACUGAUGAACAGAACACCUCUAAAAUUAUGGAUGCAAUGAAGGAGGAAACCCCAAAGCUAGUUAACGAAGUCACAGAGGACAUGAUAAGCAAUGAGAUUUUAAAUACUGAUGCAGUGGAUGCUUCUGAGAAAGAUCUAAACACAGAGAACGUAAAUGAAGGGAGUGAUCUUGACAGUGAUGCUGAAGAGAUGGAUCUGGACAUUUCGAACAUGCCUCAGCAAAAUAUGGUAAAAACUGAAGAUGAAGAGAAUGAUUUAACCCAUGAUACUGAACCAAAGGAAGAUAUUUUGCCUUCUGAAGCUGAUCCCAGGCCUUUAGAAGGAGAAACAGAGGUUAUCAGUGAAGAACAUCUUACAGAGUCACAAGAACAGACUGAAAACACUGAGAAUGAAGGAGAUCAAGAGGAUCAGUUGGAGGAGCAAAGGGAUAAAAGUCAGGAAUCGACACUUGAAAGUGAGAACCAGGAAAAUCCUGACAGCACAGAACAAAAGGAGGAAUGCAACCAGCCACAAGAGGAAGAGGACAUCAUGGACAUCCCAUUGGAUGACCCAGAGGCCAAUAAGGCAGCCGCCAAAAUCCAGGCCGGCUUCCGUGGUCAUAUGACCCGGAAGAAGAUGAAACCCGGUGAAAAGCCCAAUGAGGAGGUGAGCAGCAGUGGUGAGGCCCUCAACGGCAGCCAAGGGGACUCAGGGGGAACAGACGGAGUAGAGACAGACGCCACAUCUGGACCAGAGCAGUGAAGACCCUUCUCAAGGUGGACGGCUUAUAGGACGCUUUCUCCAGGGAUUUUUUUUGUGUCCAAAAAAAGUAGUAAAACUAGGCUGGAUAUGUCAUCUGAUGUGUGAACUCUUUCUCUAUUUUCUGCUUCUUAUCCAGUCCGGGUGAAUAUCUGCUCCAGCAUGCUUUUGCAUCCCACAAAAGGCAUCUGUAUACUGUAUAUCUGAUUUUUGUAUAAAUCUGAGAACGGACGGUGUAGAAUUUAACACAGGCUUCUUCAAUCAGACAGUCAAGUAGACUUAAAACAAUGCAUCAUGAUUGAGUUUUCUCAUUUUUGUUGCUUGAUAUUCCUUUCUUGUGGUAGUAUCUAUGUUAAUGAUUGCCUUGAUUUGACCAUGUAGCCACUAUCACAUUAAGAUGUGAAAUUUGUUUAUCAAAGAAUGUUAUCAGUUGUUUAUAAUUGUGUUGACUGAUCUGUUUGGUUUGCUACCUGUAAUAUGUUGAAAAUGAAAUCAGCGCUUCCAAAGCAGCAUAUGGCAUGGCAAGAUUGACUAUAAUUUAUUUCAUUCGGUUUCAUUUGUAAAAUGAUUGAUACUAAGUCUUUUAAGGUAGUGCGUAUCAUUAGAAAUAUAGAAAUUGAGUUGUGAAAGCUUAAUGAGUGAUAGUCAAGAUCACCUUGCAUGUUGACAUCAGCAUCAAGCUCUGUAUCAGUUGAAAAAUUAAUUAAAAACUCAGAAAUG
Messenger RNA from Sinocyclocheilus grahami, 2744 nucleotides. RefSeq names its product Golgi integral membrane protein 4-like. Lineage: Eukaryota; Metazoa; Chordata; Actinopteri; Cypriniformes; Cyprinidae. Bases 42 to 2027 code for a protein of 661 amino acids. The record is from RefSeq and is a predicted model, not a curated record. The transcript is spliced from 7 exons. Gene Ontology annotation, molecular function: calmodulin binding.